UUGGUAGGAAGGUCAGAACGAGGGGUUCAGUCAGCAAAAGAGGAAAAGCCCGUCAGGAAGUAGAGAAGACCUGCUUCCUCGCACUGGGGCUGGGGCUGUGGUGGAGGGCAGAAGAGCUGCCCAAAUGCUCCCUCCCCCAUCACUCCCAGGGCUUUGCUUGGGAAACUGCUACGGAGCCCCUAGAAGCAGAUUCCAUACUUCUGAAGAAGCCAGAGAAACUGUUAGCAGGGCUUGACCAAAGUGGGCCACCCCCUCUCCCUGGAGCCCCCAGACGAAGAGGCAGUAUGCCUCUGCCGUACAAGCACCAACUGCGGCGGGCUCAGGCUGUAGAUGAACUUGACUGGCCUCCUCAGGCCUCAUCCUCUGGCUCUUCUGAUUCCCUGGGCUCGGGAGAGGCAGCCCCUCCCCAAAAGGAUGGAGUCUUCAAAGUCAUGCUGGUGGGGGAGAGUGGUGUAGGCAAGAGCACCCUAGCAGGCACUUUUGGCGGUCUCCAAGGAGAAAGUGCUCAUGAACUGGAGGAUACAGAAGACACCUAUGAGAGACGCAUCGUAGUGGAUAAAGAGGAAGUGACGUUAGUUGUUUAUGACAUCUGGGAACAGGGGGACGCAGGGGGGUGUCUGCGCGACCACUGCCUUCAGACGGGGGACGCCUUUCUCAUCGUCUUCUCAGUCACCGAUCGACGAAGCUUCUCCAAAGUUCCAGAGACCUUACUUCGGCUCCGGGCAGGGAGGCCCCAUCACGACCUACCUGUCAUCCUCGUGGGAAACAAGAGCGACCUGGCUCGCUCUAGGGAGGUGACACUGGAGGAAGGCCGCCACCUGGCCGGGACGCUGAGCUGCAAGCACAUUGAGACGUCUGCUGCGCUGCAUCACAACACGCAGGAGCUCUUUGAGGGCGCGGUGCGCCAGAUCCGGCUUCGGCGGGGCCGAGGCCGUGUUGGGGGCCAGCAGCCACAGUCCGGCAGCCCAGAAGGCCCCACGCCUCCUGCACGCAGAGAGAGCCUAACCAAGAAGGCCAAGCGAUUCCUCGCCAACCUGGUGCCGCGCAACGCCAAGUUCUUCAAACAGCGCUCCAGGUCGUGUCACGACCUCUCAGUGCUCUGAGCCCGGUCGCCAUGGCCACAGCAGUUGCCAUGGCCACCGCGCCCUCGCUCGCCCCGCCCCGUCCGGCUUCUUUUGUGGAGGCCGUCUAGGAAACCAAAAAUUCCCAGGAUGCUCUGGGGUGACCAUAGGGGCGGGGCUAGUGGGCGUGGCCACACCAUUACAGCGUUCCCAUGGCCGCCGCUGGGGGCGUGAGCCUGUGGAAGGGGCGGAUGUAGGUAUCGUGCGAGUGGUCGAGUGGUCGGGUGAGAAAGAAAAAGUCUUGGAAGGUUUUGUGGGGUUUUGUUUGUUUGUUUGUUUGUUUUUGUUUUGUUUUCUUAACGCUUGUUAACUUCUGUGAAGAAAUUCUCAAAAAUGGUAGCUGGAAAAGUGCUUGGUAGACUCCUGGACAGAAAGGAUCUCCGUUGUACUCGGUCCGCCUUUAAGAUAGUCUUAAAGGUAAGGAUACGGAGAUCCUGUUCCAGAGACUUCUGAAAACGCCCUGGCUGUUAUCUCCCGCACUGGCCCACUUUGCCCUUUAGUGCUUAAGAAGAAGGGGCUGGAAGUGCUAUUCUUGAGAUUGAAUUCUGCGAUUUACUGUCCCACAAUGGCACUUCCCCUUUAAGGUUAUUAAAAGUAAAGUGUAAACAGAGUUUCUGCCUUUAAAUGCCUGAAGAGUAGAGAGGUGGCAGUCCUUGGCCAGGGCCUGGGAGGCAGCAUCAAGGGACCACC
This is a messenger RNA of Octodon degus (degu), 1811 nucleotides long. RefSeq names its product RRAD and GEM like GTPase 2 (gene Rem2). Gene Ontology annotation, molecular function: GTPase activity; calcium channel regulator activity; GTP binding. Gene Ontology annotation, cellular component: plasma membrane. NCBI's taxonomy places the organism in Eukaryota, Metazoa, Chordata, Mammalia, Rodentia, Octodontidae. The record is from RefSeq and is a predicted model, not a curated record. Bases 285 to 1103 code for a protein of 272 amino acids. The transcript has 5 exons.